UGACUUCCGGUUAAGGUGUCUGGGUGAUAACGUUGUUGCAAAAGCUCUACACAUGUGGUUAUUUGUUGAAAUAACAGAAUAACGACCACAAUUACUUUACCAAUAUGGACAUACUAAAGGCUGAGAUCGCCAGGAAGAGAAAACUCGUCGAAGACAAACAGCUUGUUGACGACUCCAAAAAAUUCUUCAAACGGUCUGAGCUUGCACACAAGGAGCAAGAGGAUUACUUCAGAAGAUGUGGAUAUAAGGUUCAGAGAGAGACUCCUGAGAGCCAGAUUGAUAAGAAAGAAGAAGAUGAGCCAACCACCUCAGCUAAUCCAGUGUUAGAACUGGAACUAACAGAAGAGAAGCUGCCGAUGACACUGUCCCGACAGGAAGUAAUUCGACGGCUUAGAGAACGAGGGGAACCAAUCCGACUGUUUGGAGAGUCUGAUUACGAUGCCUUCCAGAGACUCAGGAAGAUUGAGAUUCUGACUCCAGAAGUGAACAAGGGCUUGAGGAAUGACCUGAAAGCAGCCAUGGACAAGAUUGACCAGCAGUACCUGAAUGAGAUUGUUGGAGGAACAGAGUCAGGAGAACUGGACACACAGCACGAUCUGAAAGUGCAUGAAGAAAACACAACUAUAGAGGAAUUGGAGGCUCUUGGUAAAACCCUGGGUACAGGAGAUGAUGAUGGAGACCAGGAAGUCAUCCACAAGUUUUUGAGGUUUCUUCUUGGUGUUUGGGCCAAAGAUCUGAACAGCAGAGAGGACCACGUGAAGCGAAGUGUUCAGGGCAAGCUGGCCAGUGCAACUCACUCACAGACUGAGUCUUACCUCAAACCUCUCUUCAGGAAGCUCAGGAAGAAGAGUUUACCAGCAGACAUCAAAGAGUCAAUCACAGACAUUAUUAAAUUCAUGUUAGAGAGAGAAUAUGUCAAGGCGAAUGAUGCCUACCUGCAGAUGGCCAUUGGUAACGCUCCCUGGCCUAUCGGUGUGACCAUGGUGGGUAUCCAUGCUCGUACCGGGCGAGAAAAGAUCUUCUCCAAGCACGUGGCCCACGUUCUCAACGACGAGACACAGAGGAAAUAUAUCCAGGGACUGAAGAGGCUAAUGACUAUCUGCCAGAAACACUUCUCGACGGUUCCAUCAAAGUGCGUGGAGUACAACGCUCUUUAACUUGUAACUUCAGCUUAAUUUAAGUCAAGGCUGUCAGGUCAGUUGUAUCGCAGUCCAAAAUGAGAACUUAUCACAGCAGCUCAGUUAAGAGUUUUGGCAUGACUGAAGUUUGGAUGUGGCAGAAGUGAUUCAAAAUCUUGUAUAUGAAGGACCUUCAAGUUCAUCUGCCUUUUGUUGGAGAUAACAGUCUGAGGGAAUGCUUCAUUUCAACAGAAUGUGGGUGCACAUGAUCUUUUGUAUACAGCCAGUAUUUUGCUAACUUAACCCUUGAGUCUUGUCCUACUACUGGACAAGACUACUGGGAAAAUGAUUGCACCUGUCAUGCCAUUAAUAGUCACAUGUCUUCAGUCCUACUUGAGAACAUGUUUGUUUAUUGAUGUUUGAGGAGUUCCAACCAUUGUUUUUCUGAAAAGUAAAACCGUAAAAAGGUUAAACGUCAGCCAACCUUUUCUGUAAAUACUGGCUUUCACAAGUUUUUCAAAGAUUAAUUUUUAAUGAUGUGGGAAACAAUAUCAUUUUGCCAACAAAGAUCCAGUAAUGUAAGUUUUAUUACACCUGAGAUAUCACAGUUAUUUCUUUAUUGACAUGCUUAAAUCAAUGCAGAUUCAGCUGUAUGUACAUGUUUGAAUUUUCAGCAGAUAAUUAAACCAAUCAGCGUGUCACUGUACUAUCUUAUUGAGAAAAUAAAGUGUUGUUUUGUUACACCAGC
Molecule: messenger RNA, 1866 nt
Organism: Epinephelus lanceolatus (giant grouper)
Lineage: Eukaryota; Metazoa; Chordata; Actinopteri; Perciformes; Serranidae
Gene: prpf18
Product: PRP18 pre-mRNA processing factor 18 homolog (yeast)
Biological process (GO): generation of catalytic spliceosome for second transesterification step; RNA splicing
Cellular component (GO): U5 snRNP; U4/U6 x U5 tri-snRNP complex; U2-type post-spliceosomal complex
Source: RefSeq, a predicted model, not a curated record